AUGCCGGUCCUCUACCACCUCACACUGCAGAAGCCGACGGCGAUCGUCCACGCGCUGCAAGGCAACUUCAGCGCGCCGCGAGCGCAGGAAGUCGUCGUCUCUCGCGGGCGCAUCCUGGAGCUGUUGCGCCCAGAUGACCAAGGCAAGCUGCAGGCGAUCGCCAGCACCGAGGUCUUUGGCAUCAUCCGCUCCAUCGCCGCCUUCCGACUCACCGGCGCCAACCGCGACUAUCUCGCCGUAGGCAGCGACAGCGGCCGCCUCGUCAUCGUACAGUUCUCCGCGGAGAAGAAUGAAUUCGAACGUGUUCACUGCGAGACCUAUGGAAAAACCGGUGUCCGGCGCGUGGUGCCGGGUGAGUACCUGGCGGUGGACCCCAAGGGCCGCUCGCUAAUGGUCGCGGCCGUCGAGCGGCAGAAGUUUGUCUACAUCGUGAACCGCGACAACAAGGCGCAGCUGACGAUCAGCAGCCCACUGGAGGCUCACAAGAGCCAUGCGAUCUGCCACGAUUUGUGCGGCAUCGACAUGAGCUUUGACAAUCCGCUCUUCGCCUCGCUGGAGCAGAACGUCGAGGCCACCGACAAGAAACCCGCGACGCCAGGCGUCACAGUGCCGAAGGGCGUGUGUCUGUGGGAGAUGGACCUUGGGUUGAACCACGUGAUCAAGAAGGCGACGCUUCCUGUGCCGCCUUCGGCGCACUGUUUGAUUCCGGUGCCGGGAGGCGGCGGCGCGGACGGUCCGAGCGGCGUGUUGGUGUGCUGCGGCAACUUUUUGCUCUACAAGAAGCCUGACCACGAGGAGAUUUCGUGUGCGAUUCCGCGGCGUCUGGAGACGGGGUCGGACCGCGGCUUGGUCGUGGUGGCGUUUGCGGUGCAUCGCAUGAAGGACUUUUUUUUCAUUUUGAUUCAGACGGAGUACGGCGACAUCUACAAAGUCGAGAUUUCGCACGAGGAGGGCGUAGUGCGCGAGAUCGUCUGUCGGUACUUUGACACCGUGCCCGUGGCGAAUGCGCUUUGCGUGCUCAAGUCGGGGUACUUGUUUGUCGCCUCGGAGUUUGGAAACCACCUGUUCUACCAGUUCACCGGCAUCGGGUCGGACGCCUCGGAUCCGCGCUGCUCGUCGACUCACCCGCUGGGACGCGAGGCGAUCAUCGCCUUCAAGCCGCGACCGCUGAAAAACCUCGCGCUGGUCGAUGAGCUGCCUUCGCUCUCGCCCAUUACCGACCUGAAGGUGCUCGACGCGCAGGGCACCGGCGCGCCGCAAGUCUACGCUCUCUGCGGCAAGGGCCCCCGCAGCUCACUCCGCAUUUUGCAGCACGGCCUUGGCGUCGAGGAGAUGGCAGACAACGAGCUCCCCGGCCGCGCGCGGGCUGUCUGGACGACGAAGCUCUCGCACGAGAGCGCCUUUGACGGAUACAUUAUCGUCGCCUUCGAGGGCAGCAGCUUGGUGCUGCAGAUCGGCGACACGGUUGAGGAGGUGACCGAUUCGCUCUUCUUGACUAACGUCUCGUCGCUGCUCGUCGCGCUCAUGUAUGACGACUCCUUCAUCCAAGUUCACGAGACCGGCAUCCGCCACAUCCUCAAGAGCAAACGGAUCAACGAGUGGCGCGCGCCAGGCGGGCGGCGCAUCAAAGCCGCCGACGCCAACGACCGCCAGCUCGUCAUCUCGCUGUCGGGCGGCGAACUCGUUCUCUUCGAAGUCGACGACGCACACACCCUCGUCGAGACUGCGCGCAGAAACAUCAACGUCGAGACGACCUGCAUGAGCAUCCAGGCGACGCCUAAGGGACGCCUCCGCGCCUCCUUCCUCGCCGUCGGCGGCUUGGACAACAUGGUACGCAUCCUCAGCCUCGAAAAAGACCGAAACCUGCGCCAACUCGCGACCCAGCUUCUGCCCAACAACGCCACUCCCGAGAGCGUCUGCCUCGUCACACUCACCGGCCUUGGAACGAGCAACACUGAAAAAGGCAAAACAAACGACGACGCUGGCAUCCUCUACCUACACGUCGGCUUAAACACGGGUAUCAUGAUUCGCAGCGUCGUCGAUCCCGUUCUUGGAACACUUCUCGACCAGAGGAGCCGAUUCCUGGGAGGCCGCGCAGUGCGCUUCCAUGCCGUGACUCUUGGAGGCCAGCCGGCAAUCCUGGCGCUCAGCGAGAAAUCCUGGCUCUGCUACACUUUCCAACACAAGCUUCACUGCACACCGCUGAACUACGACCCGCUCGAGUGCGUCGCUUCCUUCUCCUCUGAACAGUGCGUUGACGGUUUCGUCGCGAUUGCCGGCGGCAGUCUGCGAAUCUUCAGGUGCCAGAGGCUUGGGGAGACCUUCAGUCAGACGGUGUUGCCGCUUUCCUUCACGCCCCGCGCGAUGACCGCUCUUCCUCAUCUCCCUGCAACCGAGCCCCACGACACACUGAACCCGGCGGCGGGCGACGUGGAGCCUGCGCGGCGAACGGCAGCGCUGGCGAUCGUCGAGGCAGAUCACAACGCAUACGACGAAUCGACGAAGGCGGAGAUUCGCAGGGCGCUCAAGGGGAUCAAAGUCAACCAGGAGGAGGAAGAAGAAAAGGAGGAAACCGACGACAUGCAGCUUGAGGAAAAGGAGCAACAAGAUCUGCCGGAGGACCUCUACGGAACCUUCAAAGCCGGGGAGGGCAAAUGGGGAUCCUGCAUCCGCAUCGUCAAUCCUCUCAUGGCGACCACGAUGGACAAGGUCGCGCUGGAGACCGACGAGGCCGCGCUCAGCUGCUGCUACUGCGAGAUGGAGGGCCUGCCGCUGCUCAUCGUCGGGACGGUCACUGCGAUGACGCUGCACCCCAGAAAAGUGCCUCAGGCGUCCAUCAAAGUGUUUUCCUACGACGAGAGGUUUACCCUCAAUCUUCUUCACUCGACUGCUGUUGAGGACUACCCGAUGGCGCUCGCGCCGUUCCGCGGCAUGCUCCUGGCGGGCGUCGGCCCCAAGCUCCGCCUGUACGCCCUGGGCAAGAAGCGGCUGCUGAAGAAAUGUGAAUACAAGAACCUGCCUUGUGGCGUGGCGUUCAUCCGUGUCGCGGGCGACAGAAUUUUCGUCGGAGACUUGCGCGAAAGCGUCCACGUGAUGCGGUACCGCCUCAGCGAAAAUCUUUUCUACGUCUUGGCGGACGAUGUGAUUCCGAGGUGGCUGACGAAGGGCGAAGUGCUGGACUACCAUACCUUUGUUGCCGCAGACAAAUUCGACUCCAUCUUCAUCUGCCGCGUGCCGAGCGAGGCGAAGCAGGAGGAGCUUGGAGACGCCACGGGGCUGCGCCUGCGAGGAGACACUACGUAUCUGACAGACAAGUGCUUCAAACUUCAAAACGUGCUUCAGUUCCACAUCGGCGAAACCGUGACCGCCCUCGAGCGCGCGACGCUCACGUCAGGGGCCUCGGAGUGCGUCGUGUACGGCACUGUCAUGGGCGCGAUCGGCUCUUUCUGUCCCUUCCUAACCAAACAUGAGAUGGAUUUAUUCACGCAUCUCGAGAUGGUGUUGCGCACGGAGAAGCCUCCGCUAGGCGGCCGCGAGCACAUCAUGUUCCGUUCGUACUACCACCCGGUGAAGAACACGGUCGACGGCGACCUGUGCGAGAGCUACGCGCUGCUGCCCGCCGACGUGCAGAAGAGAAUCGCCCAGGAUUUCGAAAAAACCCCCGCAGAGAUCCUGAAGCACCUCGAAGAUAUUCGAAACCGCAUUCUCUAG
Molecule: messenger RNA, 3711 nt
Organism: Besnoitia besnoiti
Lineage: Eukaryota; Apicomplexa; Conoidasida; Eucoccidiorida; Sarcocystidae
Product: putative splicing factor 3b, subunit 3
Exons: 16
Coding region: 1-3711 (1236 amino acids)
Biological process (GO): mRNA splicing, via spliceosome
Cellular component (GO): nucleus; U2 snRNP
Molecular function (GO): U2 snRNA binding; protein binding
Source: RefSeq, a predicted model, not a curated record